Messenger RNA from Fomitopsis serialis, 1348 nucleotides. Its product is annotated as CHAT domain-containing protein. The record is from RefSeq and is a predicted model, not a curated record. The annotation marks the transcript as partial. The transcript is spliced from 3 exons. NCBI's taxonomy places the organism in Eukaryota, Fungi, Basidiomycota, Agaricomycetes, Polyporales, Fomitopsidaceae.
UCCGCAAGGCCGUCGAGUUCCUUGAACGCGGGCGGUCCGUAUUCUGGCGCCAAGCUUUGCAGCUCAAAACACCUAUGACCCGGCUCGAAGAGAGUGAGCCCGAGCUCGCCCGUAGGCUGGCGGAGCUGGCCCGGGACCUCAAUAUUAGCGCAUUCCGCACCAGGAUGGACGGGGAUGUGAGUGCGCGAGACGCUUUCAUUAUCCGCGAAGGGGCCAAGCGUCGUGCACUCGCUGAAGAAUGGGAGCGGUUGCUCACAGACGCGCGGCAUGUCGAGGGGUGCGAGGACUUGCUGCUGCAGCCCUCUUACCAUCGACUCGCACAGGCUGCAUUGUCUUCCACAAUCGUCUUGCUCGCCAGGCGAGAUGCAUCACCGAGGUAUCUGCCUCUUUCGGCCAUCCCAUACAGUCGAGUCUCGGGCUGGGUCGAUCGACUUCGCGUCACUUUGAAACAAGCCAACAGAGGGGCCCGCCAGGCAUUUGACACUCAGGACCGAUACAGUGGCCCUGCUCGCCAGCGGAAAGCACAAGGCGAAGAGGCGACUCUCAUACGUUUACUGGGUGCGAUCUGGCGCGAUGUUGUCCAACCGGUCCUGGACUACCUCAAAUUCACAGAAGUCCGUGAGGAUCCUCCGCGCAUUACAUGGUGUCCUACGGGUGCUCUCGCGCUGUUACCCAUUCACGCAGCGGGAAUAUAUGACGGGAAGCUCGGACCGUGUGCAGCUGAUUACGCUGUUUCGUCCUACACACCGACACUGUCCGACCUCCUAACGACGUCGACAUCAUCUGCCAUUGGAUCACCGAUCAAAAUCCUCUUGGUUGGUCAAGCCGACUCACCUGGCCACCCUUCUAUCCCUAAUGUCGAUGUUGAACUCAAGAGUGUCGAUGCAGUUAUUCGCUCAGUCGCCAAGAUGCACUGUGUUCAAAGCUCAGACGCGACAAGCCUCACAGUACUCGCCGAGAUGGCAAAAUCUCACAUCACUCACCUCGCUUGCCACGGAAUCGCAUCCCCGACUCCUCUGGAUAGCGCGAUAGUGCUCCACGAUGGAAUUCUCCCAGUCCUUAGGCUCAUGCGCACUCCGUUGCCCGACGCCAAGCUUGUGUUUCUGAGUGCGUGUCAGACAGCACGACUGAGUGCGUCUGAGCCGGACGAGUCUAUCAACAUCGCGUCAGCUAUGCUAUCUGCCGGGUUCCAAACUGCAGUCGCGACUAUGUGGUCUAUCAGUGAUCGUGACGCACCCCGCAUUGCCGAGUUGUUCUACCGGCACUUGCUACAAGACGGUAGCAUCAAUUUCGGCGGUGCAGCUCGCGCACUUCACGCAGCAGUCAAGGUGUGCCAACAGUCGAGGAU